CAGGAUGUGUGUGUGAAGGAAAAAGGAAAUUGGAGAACACCUGAAACAGACUUUGGAAAAAAAUAAGAAAGUAAACAUGCCAGCACAUACAAAGAAAGUUAAACUUCCAGGCAUUGUGGAUGCUUUCCAGUAGAUGCAGAUGAUUUUGGAUUUCCCAUGGUGAAGACUUUGCAGAGGAAGUAUCGUGACUGGGGAAAACAGUUCCAACCGAAGCCAGGUUUAAACAUCUCCAUCCCUUUGAGGAUGUCCACUUACAUAUUCAAGAGACCACUUACUAGAAUCACAUCCCACCCUGGCAAUGAGGUCAGAUGCUGUCAUGAGGAGGAAACACUGGACACCCCCCAGCAGCUGUGCUGGCAGAGGAGACUGCAAGGACUCCAGGCGUGCAGCAGCACAGGAGAACCAUUGAGUCCUCUGGAUCUUGCCAAAGCCUUGCAAAAACUUGUACCAAGAGGCACUGGUGAAUCCCUGCCAGGGGUGCACACAGGCGGUCCCAACCCCAGCCCCACUCCUGCCCAGUGUUCAGAUUUGUCAGAGAUGACUCCAGGAGCUGGUCUGGGCAUCCCGCAGCUCCUCUGCAGACAGUGUCUGGUCACUGAGGAGGAGAUCAGUGAUCAGGAAAGGAAAGUGAAGACAGCAAGAGAGAGACUGGCAAUAGCACUGACUGCAGACAGACUGGCAAGCAAGGCAGAGAGAAUGAGGGGCCAAGAAGGACGUCCUGACAAACACCACAACAAGGAGAGAUGAUGGUGCCAAUGAAAUUCCGCAUGGCGCUUUAUUCAUGUCUCUUUGCAGCGUUCUUGCUUUGAGUUUGUGAAACUUUAAGAUAUGCUAAUAAAAAAAUUUAAACAACAACUAUACUUUAAAAGAGAAAAAAAAGGUAUACUAAUACUUUCCUUUAUUGUAAACUCAUUUAUGUAACAUAGAAAACAAAGACAGGGCUUUCUGGGGUAAGAAAUUGAGUUUCAGGCGGGGAGAGAAAGAUGAUCUUACCUCUGUGUUGUUGUUUCAUUUCUGUUCAAUUAGUAUGUUAUUUAUCUGUGUUUUAAAGUUAACAGUUACCAAAGUCAUGGGAUUGAUCAGGUUGUGGCCCUCACAGUUACAGAGCACCAGCUACCUAGUCAGAAUGGGUUAUUCGUUUGAGGUGAUAUUCCGCAAUAGAUCCCAAAACAUUUCAAUGGGUUUGAACGGAUUUUAUAUCUGUGUUCUCAAGUAAGAUAUCUAUUUCUAUUUUUCUGGGGUUUGUUGCAUGUAAUGAAAGGCCAGACUUUCCCUUUUUUCGUAGAUCUGUAUGUGUUUGAAGUUUGAUUCAUGAAAAUCGACAUGCCACUGGGGGGACCCAUGCUACCGAGAGAGACUAUUUGCAGCAUCAUUAAUCUAACAAGAAGCCUGAGCUUGGUUGUAUCCAUUUGUCUAUUUGCCUGGUCACGUGGGUUGUUCUAGUCAGAUUCUCUUCAUCAUUACUUACUUUUGCCUGAUGGAUUUAUCAGUUUCUUGGAGAGAUGUGUUAAAAAAAAAUAAGACUAUAUGUAUAUCUUCUUCCCUAAACCGAGUUAUAUUAAAAUGGAAUCUUCUUGGGGAGGGAGGGCAUAGCUCAAGUGGUAGAGUGCUUGCUUAGUGUGCAUGAAGUCCUGGGUUCAAUCCCCAGAACUUCCAUUAAAAAACAAACAAACAAACCUAGUGACCUCACCCCCCCAAAAUUUUAAAAUACAUAAAACAAUAAAAAAUAAAAUAAAAUUGUAUCUUCUCUACCAUGUGGUAAUCAUCCAGAACUUUAGUUAGAAUGUCUUUUUACCAUUUGCAGCAACACAGAUGCUCCUGAAGAAUGUCAUUCUAAGCGAAGU
This is a messenger RNA of Vicugna pacos (alpaca), 1844 nucleotides long. The record is from RefSeq and is a predicted model, not a curated record. Lineage: Eukaryota; Metazoa; Chordata; Mammalia; Artiodactyla; Camelidae.